GCGAGUCCGCAAGCAGCCAGCCCAGCAGGGAUAGCUACAGUAGCUCGAAUCAUUUAUGCCUAUAAGAAACAAGGAGAGGCACUGAGGCAGUAUUGUUUCGUACAGUACUCAGUAACCAGUAAUCUCUUUCAGGUGACUCUUAGCUCAAUUAUAUUGAAACGGAAAAGGAACGCUGCACUCUGUCUGAGAUCUUUGUAAUUACGAGCACCACCGAAAAUGGAUACAGCCGGAGGGAAUCCUCAAGAUGUUGUCGUGCCGCCAGUUGAAGGUGUUGCUGGUGGAGGAACAGCGUAUGGAUGGAACGAUGGAGGCUUGCAUGGUUCAAAUCCACUGAGGGGAUCAAUUGACCCCUCAGAGGUUCCAACUGCUGAUUUGGUGCAUGUGUGGUGCAUGCCAAGUACUGCGAAUGUUGGAUCACAAGAGAUGCCUAGACAUUUGGAGCCUGUAAAUCUCCUUGCUGCUAGGAAUGAGAGAGAAAGUGUUCAAAUUGCUAUACGCCCAAAAGUUUCUUGGAGUAGUUCUGGUAAUGCAGGUAUUGUGCAGGUUCAAUGUACUGACUUAACCUCCACAUCUGGUGAUCGGUUAGUUGUUGGACAAUCAGUGGCAUUAAGAAGAGUAGUUCCGAUAUUAGGUGUUCCAGAUGCUCUUGUGCCUUUUGAACAUCCAGUUGGUCAGCUAAACCUGCUUCCUGGAGAAACAAGUGCAGUUUGGGUUUCAAUAGAUGUUCCAAGUGUACAACCUCCAGGUCAAUACGAAGGGGAGUUUGUCAUUACUGCUAUAAAAUCCGAGGCAGAUAGGUAUAGAUCACAGUGCUUGAGCAAAGCUGAGAAAUAUCGACUAUACAUGGAACUCAGGAACUGUCUUGACACGGUGGAGCCUAUUGAAGGAAAAUCAUUGAAUGAAGUGGUAGAAAGUGUGAAAUCUGCAACUUCAUCUUUGAGAAGAGUUCUUCUGUCUCCCUCCUUUUCUGAGUUUGUUUCAGAUAACGGGCCAGUCGAUGUGAUGGAUGAAGAUGCUAUUUCAAGCCUCUCAGUUCGUAUAAAGCUAAAUUUAACCGUGUGGGACUUUAUACUUCCUGCAACUCCGUCGCUUCCUGCUGUAUUUGGAAUAUCAGAUACUGUAAUUGAGGAUCGUUUUGGUGUUGAACAUGGAAGUGAUGAAUGGUAUGAAGCCUUGGAUCAGCAUUUCAAGUGGCUUCUCCAGUUUAGAAUCAGUCCAUACUUUUGCAGAUGGGGAGAUAGCAUGCGUGUUUUGACAUACACCUGUCCAUGGCCAGCUGAUCAUCCGAAAUCAGACGAAUUUUUGUCAGACUCAAGAUUGGCAGCAUAUGCUGUACCAUACAUUCGAGCAGUCUCCGGUAAUGAUGCAGCGAAGGAUUACUUGCAGAAAGAGAUUGAGUUAUUGAGGACAAAAUCUCAUUGGAAGAAAGCCUAUUUUUACUUAUGGGAUGAGCCUCUAAAUUUGGAGCAAUAUGAUUCAGUCCGCAACAUGGCAAGCGAGAUCCAUGCUUACGCUCCUGAUGCCCGUGUUUUAACUACUUAUUACUGUGGCCCAAGUGAUGCGCCACUUGCUCCAACCCCGUUUGAGGCUUUUGUAAAAGUUCCAAAAUUCUUACGCCCUCACACUCAAAUUUAUUGUACAAGUGAAUGGGUGCUUGGUAAUCGAGAAGAUCUGGUCAAGGAUAUUAUCUCUGAAUUGCAACCAGAGAACGGCGAGGAAUGGUGGACAUAUGUGUGCAUGGGACCCUCUGAUCCUCACCCUAAUUGGCAUCUUGGAAUGCGAGGUACUCAGCACCGUGCUGUGAUGUGGCGUGUAUGGAAAGAAGGCGGGACUGGAUUUUUAUACUGGGGUGCCAACUGCUACGAGAAGGCUACAGUUCCUAGUGCAGAGAUCAGAUUUAGGCGUGGCUUACCCCCAGGUGAUGGGGUUCUAUUCUAUCCUGGCGAGGUUUUCUCAUCUUCCCAUCAACCUGUUGCUUCACUUAGACUAGAGCGCAUUCUCAGUGGCUUGCAGGACAUUGAGUACCUGAAGCUCUAUACUUCAAGAUAUGGAAGAGAUGAAGGGCUUGCUCUGUUAGAGAAGACAGGUGUAUAUCUAGGUCCCGAACGUUACACUGUGGAGCACAUGCCAAUUGAUGUUAUGCGGGGUGAGAUUUUCAACACAUGCCGACGACCAUGAAUAAUUAGUUACCUUCUCAUUGAUUCACUUGGUUUUGUAGUUGUAUGUUCAUGCAUAGAAACUUUUUACUGAAAAGAGAUAGGUUCAUGUUCAUGUAAUACUUCAGUGAGGCAAAGUAAAUGAGAAAAAAUGAUGGUAUUUUCCGAGACUAUGCACUUGUACAUCUGGGAUUUUGCGCUUCUUAUGUGUUCAGGUUACACUCCUUUAGAAUUCCCUUCUUAUAUAAUGUUUUUGUAUGUCGAA
Messenger RNA from Jatropha curcas, 2421 nucleotides. RefSeq names its product alpha-1,6-mannosyl-glycoprotein 2-beta-N-acetylglucosaminyltransferase. The record is from RefSeq and is a predicted model, not a curated record. NCBI's taxonomy places the organism in Eukaryota, Viridiplantae, Streptophyta, Magnoliopsida, Malpighiales, Euphorbiaceae.